Scedosporium apiospermum is the source of this 2895-nucleotide messenger RNA. RefSeq lists its product as uncharacterized. Gene Ontology annotation, molecular function: protein binding. NCBI's taxonomy places the organism in Eukaryota, Fungi, Ascomycota, Sordariomycetes, Microascales, Microascaceae. The coding region runs from base 1 to 2895 and encodes 964 amino acids. The transcript has 4 exons. The record is from RefSeq and is a predicted model, not a curated record.
AUGGCUUCCCAAGUCAUCGCGUCUGCGUCGACCUCAGUGUCAGCGGCUUCGUCUUCCUCGAGCUCGAAGACGACGCGAUCCCUCAACAUCCUGACCAUUCCCAUCGAGACACAGCAGGCCAUUUUCAGUCACUGCUCCAAAGCCGAUCUCGUCACACUCUCUGUCGUGUCGAAGCGCUUCCACGAGCUCGCCGCCGCUGAGCUCUACCGAUCAUUCGAAGUUACUCUUCCGAGCGAAAACCAUCCGCGAUUCCGCGAGCCUCGGUUGCCAUUGACCGGUGCUCUUGAUACCUUGACCACAAGCGACUAUCAUUAUGCUCGAUUUCUAAGGCGCUUUGUCAUUGAUACCCAGGCCAUCGGAGAUAAGGCGAGGUCUGCCUGCCAACAGUUUUCUUACUCGACCAGCGGAGGGAGACUUCUCAAUACCCUCCUACACCUAGCGCUUCGCGACGCGCACUCUUUGGAAACGUUCAAGUGGAACCUCCGUGUCGAACUCAGCCGACCUGUUUUCAAAACUCUCCAUCAACUCCCAGCGUUGCAGGAUCUUCAUAUUCGACUGCAAGGUGGCCCCUCUCUUUAUGAGCCCCCGCGGCCCCUACCCCUCGCAAACGUCGAUACAUACCAGCUCGCGCCUCCACCACCCCCGCCCCCUCCUCAUCCCCACCCCCAGAACCCACCUACUACAAUUACGUGGGCUGCGCCCAUUGGGGGUGUGAACAAUAUGAACAAUCCACCUCCACCCAACCAAGGCGGCCUCUUCAACGGGUUUGGGCCAUUUACACUCCCUCAAUACGUCCCUCCCCCUUCCCAGUUCGUUCCAGCGAUCCCCCCGCCUCCCCUAACCUUCACCAAGCCCAAAAACCAGAGGAACAGCUCCAGCGACCCCCCAACCUUGUCGGCUUUCAGAAAUUUGAAGCGCCUUGCCAUCCUGGAUAUUGAUUCUCUCGACAUAAUUCCCGAGAUUAGAGCCGCGAUAGAAAAUUCCGAGACCACGCUCACUCAUGUCAGUUUCUCGUUUUCGGCCUUUCUGGCCAAAAAGGCCAGGGAGACGAGCCAAGAGCCCGACUCCGACGCAUCUGAGAUGGAUGAUGAGUUCCAAGCUGCUGAGAACAGUACCUCGUUCGACGCUAGUGGGCCUGUGAGGCCUGCCCGCGCCCAAAAGGAGUGGAAGAUCCAGGAGACGGUAUUGGCCCGUCUGUUUGGCCUUACCAAAGCCCACGGUCAGCGUCACGCCGGAAAGGGAUUGGAUUCUAUUGCGAGCAACGGUUUGGUCGACGACAGCAGUGAACCUACGGAGAAUGGAGGCAAAAAUGAGGAGGGAGUAACCAGUGGACAAUUGAACAAGCUCGUCAUUACUCUAAAGGCCGCCUCACGAAUGGUUCUCGAUGCUCAGGAGACACAGUUCCUAGCCCAGCAUCAUCAGGACAUCCUCGACGCCAUUGGGAAGGCAGUGAGCGACUAUGUCGAGUCGGAUGCGUUGAAAACCACGCCCGAGGGAGGAGCCUCAGGCUCCGGUUCAGCAUCGGGCUCGGGCUCGGGCUCAGGCUCUGGAUCCGCUUCUGCAUCCAAAGAAGCACAGAACGAUGGUCAGAGUUCUGUGGCGGAACCCAUGUCCGGCGCUAACCAAGGAGAACCCGAUUUGGGUCCACCAAAAGCCAGCAAUCCCGAGGAGUUGGAUGACAUUGACAUUGCUGACUCGGGAGAGGUGGAAUCCCUCGGAGGCGACGAUGACGAGGAUGACGCCGACCCCGCCACCCUGGGAGAAGCGGGAGAAGCAGAAACGGCGGCUGCUGAGACCUCUUGCCUGUCCUCUCCGUCUGCUAAGCAAUCAGACGGGGCGUCCCUGCAGGCAGAGGUGGAUACUGAUGCGACUAGGCCGCCUUCGGCUGCCGAACGAAGCGAGGCGGAGAAGAAGUGCCUUAUAAGCUCUUAUGUUAAGUCCACCAGAGGUCUCGGUCUCCAGUCGCUGGCCAUUCACCUUAUACCCGUGAAGCCCUCCGUUAUCAGUCAGGCACUGGACGUCCACGUCCUCCGCCGCCUCACCCUCCUGAACGUUGGCAAUCAGGCGCCAAUCUGGACUCUACUCUCCAAAGAGAACCAGGUCAAGUCUCUCGCUCUGAGGGAGGUCUUCACCGAUCACGUAUCCACUGCGUUUAUUAAGUGCAUCGAGCAGUUGGACGAGCUUCAUAACUUGUUUAUGUUGGAGCGAUCAAGCAAGUACCGGCCUGCGACCUUUGUGAACAAGACCAACGUUUCUCUCGGCAUGAUACGGAAACGGGUGCUCCGGAGGCAUCUGCCCACUCUCAAACGCUUGAUGAUCCGGAACGACAAUAAAUCAUCCUGGGAUAUCGACUCGUUCACGGUCCUUUUGUUCUGCCAAUACGCUAGGCGGCUCGAGGAGCUCUCCGCAGGAUUUACAAUGCGCAGCCUGCAUGUCCUUCUGCAGCACUUUGCGCGCCUAAGGCACCUGAGAGCCUUGCAUAUUUCCCCGUUCCGUAACGAUGACACGUGUGUCUGGGCUAUCCAAGAAACUACGCGCUUCUUUACCGACUCACUCGCUCAACACCCGUUCGUUGCGCUCGAGUGGCUCGCCGUUGAGAAUCGCCUGACGCAUAUCACGAGGAACCCCAAGCCUUCGUUUUUAAAGAAACGAAGCGACACGGUAGACAAGAAGGGUAAAGGAAAGGCUGUCAGCGUCAGCGACUCGACAACUGAGGGCGGCUGGACUAGCGAUUCCAGCACGUCCUCCAGCAGUACCUAUACGCAUUCCGACAAUGACAGCAUCUAUACCCCCCUUAGCGAAGCGGCACUCAAACUCAGGACGAGGAAUUUCAUGAUGGACUGCGUGGCGGGCGUGAAGAUCUUCGAGAAGGAGAUUAGAGCUGGUGAGCUCUAA